Molecule: messenger RNA, 2967 nt
Organism: Delphinapterus leucas (beluga whale)
Lineage: Eukaryota; Metazoa; Chordata; Mammalia; Artiodactyla; Monodontidae
Gene: DACT2
Product: dishevelled binding antagonist of beta catenin 2
Biological process (GO): negative regulation of nodal signaling pathway
Cellular component (GO): cytoplasm
Source: RefSeq, a predicted model, not a curated record
CGCUCGGAGGCAGGGGAGGCUCCGGGCAGCCGCGCAGGUCGAACGUGGGAUGUGGGCGCCGGGCGGCCCGCCGGGGCCCGCAGGCUGGGACCGCCGCAGGGUGGGCGCCAGGCUGCGCGCGGCCCUCGCGGGGCUGCACGAGCUGCAGGGGCUCCGCGCCAGGCAACAGGCGCGCGUGUGGGGCGCCCUGGCCGUGCAGCCCCCGCCCGGGCCCGCCGCCCCCCGCGGCCCCCGCGCACACGAGCUGCGGCUGGAGGCUGCGCUGGCGGCGCUGCAGGAGCAGCUGAACCGUUUAAGACUUCAGGACGUCGGCCUGAAAACCCACUUGGACCAACUGGACCAGCAGAUCAGCGAGCUACAGCUGGACGUGCGCAGAACCUCCAGUGAGGUCCCGGACAGCGACAGCAGGCCCAGCUCGGGCUUCUACGAGCUGAGCGACGGCGGGUCCUGCUCCCUGUCCACCUCCUGCACGUCUGUGUGCAGCGACUGCGUGUCCUCCUCUCUGGGCGCCGUGCUGCCUGCCACCCCGAAGGCCAGGCCCGGCGCGGGGCACUGCCGGCCCCGCUCAGCAGAUGAGGCCACGGUGUGUGGGGUCCCCCUGACUGCGUGGGAGCCCCAGGCCAGUGAGGGGGGCGCCAGCCAGCUGCUGCAAGGCGAGUCCCGGCCCCGCCCAGUGUCCACAGGUGACCUUGAAAGAGUCCUGCCGGCUGAAGUGGGGCUCCAGAAAGCCAGGGCACACCCCAAGGCCACUUCCUUCCUCUGCCGUGGCAUGGACCCCAAGUACCAGUGUGACCUGGUGUCCAAGGGGGGCAGGGAGGUGUACCCGUACCCCAGCCCCCUGCACGCCGUGGCUUUGCAGAGCCCCCUCUUUACUCUGACCAAGGAGACAGCGCCGAGCGAUGGCCACUCGCCCCCCAGUCAGCCCCUCCCUGGCGCCACAGGUCCGAGCUCCAUUCGGACUGGACUGGUCCUCGAGGCUGGUCCAGCCAGCGCCUACAUAGAGAGGCUGCUGCGACUGCAGGGCCGAGGGCCCCCUGCGAGGGGCAGUGUGGUUGAGCGUGGACCCCCAGGACGGGAGGCGUCCCUAUCCCCGCAGGGGCUCGGGGUCCGGGGGGCGGACAGUGAAGGUGGCCUGGAGAAGCCGGUGUGCGCCCGGGGGAGAGCGGAGGUGGGAGGGGAGGCCCAGAGCGGGGCCGCCCGUGGGGACAGCCUCGAGCAGCCGGGGCCUGUGCCCCUUGUACGCACCCUGCACCCCAGCAGCCGUCCAGAGGAGGGCCCCAGACCCUCGCGCGGCUGCGUGCACCGGGAGGCCCGUCCAGGCUCCCCAUGGCUGGGCUGUGGCCAGGCCCCUGCUCCCUGCUUGCGGGGUCAGCAGCCAGCUCUCCACGGCUGGACGGGCAGAGGCAGGUCGCCGGGCGGGGGGGCGGGGGGGGAGGGCCCCCCUCGGGCCCCUGGACACUGUGUCCGCCCGCACUUUGCUGCCACAGGAGCUCUCCCUGUGGGGCCCCCCAAGGCCAAGCCUGUGAAGAUCAAGAGGGGGGCCAGCGACAAGGCGCUGAGGCUUGGGGGGCCGCAGCUUCAGUGGGGCGCCGUCGGGGGCCCCCGGCCGCCCCCUGAGUCGGGAGGUGGUCUCAGGAGGCCCACCCUGGCCAGGGCGGCGCCCGGCCGGUCCUGCUCUGAGUCCAGCCUCUACCCCGUGUCUGUCUUCGUCCCCCUGCUGGUGGCCCGACCAGAGGGUCACCAGGUGUCAGCUCAGGCCUUGUUCCCCUUGGAAGCAGCCCCACUGGUGGCAACCAGGGGGGAGGCCCGGAGGAAGCAGCGCAGGUGGCAGUCCUCCGUAGAGAUCUCAGCCCGGGCCCGCCCGGACCCCAGCCUGGGGCCCCAUAGGCCGGCGGCCCGGAGAGGGGGUGGCCCGCGGCCCGUGUGCGCCAGACCCAGGCCCAGGCUGCCCCGCCAGGAUGCCCGAGCCAGGAGCGGGUCGGAUGGCUCGGAGCGCUCGGCCGAGUGCGUGUCCCUCUUCCGCUCCACCGUCGCGGAGAGCAGCGGGGACGAGGCCAGCGACCACACGGCCAACCGAUUCGGGGACGGGGAGUCCAGUGGCAGCACCUCGGAGGGCAGCGGCCAGGGCAGGGGAAGCUCCAGCCAGCGGGCCCCGGCCAGUUCCAGGCCCCCUCUGCCGCCGGUGCCCAGGCUGUGCCGCGUCAAGGCCUCCAAGGCCCUGAAGAAGAGGAUCCGCAGGUUCCAGCCGGCCGCUCUGAAGGUCAUGACCAUGGUGUGAGGUCGCUGGGCGACAGCAGGGCCUGUCCGGGCCCGGGAGCCAGGGAGCCACAGACACAAAGGGACCUUUCGUGGCUGAGGACGGAUCCAGCCUCGCACGGUGUUAGACGUGCAGGUCUGUGUCAUCUGGACACUUUGCUUUCUCCCCGAAGCUGCCCUUCAAAAGGAGUCCCCUCAGAGGAGAUGAUGGGCCCGUCCCUGGUGCACCGCCCCACAGGUUAGGCUGUGACUCUGGGCACGUCACCCCACCUUGGCCCCAGUGGAGACCUUCACCCAGAACUCUGGGACUGCAGAUUCGUCGGGGCGCUGGCCUCCCAGCUGCCUGUGCUGUGAGCCCCGUGCUUGCUUCCCUCCAUCCUGUUCCACUUGGGCUGGGCGCUCGGUGUACCCCAGCCUGUUGAACAGUUUCCCCCCAAAAGCGUUUCCUUUAAGAAAUGGUUGCAGGACUGUGCUGUGGAAACUGGGUUGGACUAUGAAUCCAGGUCAAACCCUCAACAUGAAUAAACAGCCGAUUAUGCCUUUGUCUUUGCAAGUCAGUCUUUCCCUUUUAGCCUCCCUGCCCUCAGGAAUGUAGUAGGUGCUCAGCAAACCCUAAUCCUUCCCCAUCAUGUGGACACUCUUUCACCCGAGGUGGGAAAAUGCAUUUCACGUGAGUACAUUCCACACUCUUCCCAACACUCCUGAAUUGAG